This is a messenger RNA of Puntigrus tetrazona (Sumatra barb), 1315 nucleotides long. Its product is annotated as trace amine-associated receptor 13c-like. Gene Ontology annotation, cellular component: membrane. The record is from RefSeq and is a predicted model, not a curated record. Gene Ontology annotation, molecular function: trace-amine receptor activity. The transcript has a single exon. Lineage: Eukaryota; Metazoa; Chordata; Actinopteri; Cypriniformes; Cyprinidae. Gene Ontology annotation, biological process: G protein-coupled receptor signaling pathway. The coding region runs from base 320 to 1315 and encodes 331 amino acids.
CUGUGGAUUUGUUAGGAACUAUAUCCGACAGCCCUAACUUAAUAAAAACCCACAAAUUGGGUAUUUUUUGCACACAUUUUUCUUUAGAAAAUGGUGACUUUUAAUUGUGUAUUAACAAACAAAAAAAAUAUUACAAUAUAGAUCAGAUGAGGUCUAAAAGGUCUAUGAAUAUUAAAUUAGAGGGUGGGUUGACAGCUAAAUAUUCGAACUUCACAGUAAGGGAGGAGGUUACAGAGUUUGCAAAAGUAUAAAACCGAGUCAUAUUAGUGGCAAGAAUCCUCACACAGAGCCAACUCUGCAAGAUCGAUCCAUCACGAAAAUGUCCAACUGGGGAGUGACUAACACAGAAAAUCUAUCUAUCCAGUACUGCUUUCCAGGCAACAAUUUGUCUUGUACCAAAAGUAUCAGACCAGAAGCUGAGUACAUUGUUGUGUACAUUUUCGUUUCUGUAACAUCAGUGUUCACUGUGUUUCUGAACUUGUUGGUGAUUGUCUCCAUCUCACACUUCAAGCAGCUCCACACUCCGACCAAUGUGCUGAUCCUCUCUCUGGCCGUGGCUGAUCUGAUCGCAGGACUGAUUCUCAUGCCAGUGCAGGGAAUGAAACUCAUUGAGCCAUGCUGGUACUUUGGAGAAAUAUUCUGUUCAAUAUUUCCUCUUAUUCUCUAUGUGGUUGUUACAGCAUCUCUUGGAAAUUUGAUUAUAAUAUCUGUGGAUCGAUACAUUGCUGUGAAUGACCCUUUGUUAUAUCCACUGAAGGUCAAUACUAAUAGAGUUGUUGUUUCUAUUGUUGUAAACUGGUUAUUCUCUUUCUUUUAUUCAUUUUACCUUUUGUAUGAGUCCAUAAUCUACCCAGAAAGAACCCACUCAUGUAUUGGAGAAUGUAUACUUUAUGUCAAGUUGGAAUAUCUAAUAUUAGAUUCCUUUGUUUGUUUAGUGGCACCUUGUUGUGUAAUUGUUUCUUUAUAUGUGAAAAUCUGUUUUGUAGCAAAUUAUCAAGCUAAGCAAUUAAAUUCAGCCACAGACAAAAAGGCUAAAUCAGAAAAGAAGGCUGCAAGAACCUUAGGGAUUGUAGUCCUGGUUUAUCUUCUUUGCUGGGCACCAUAUUAUUUAGUUACUCUUUCCCUUGGGCAUGAUGAAAAUGAUGCUCUUAUAAUUAAUUUAAUGCAAUGGAUUGUAUGCAUGAAUUCAUUAAUGAAUCCACUUAUCUAUGCAAUGUUUUAUAAAUGGUUUAGGCUAUCAGCAAAAUACAUCUUGACAUUGAAAAUAUUGGAACCUUCAUCUGCGUACUUUAAUCUGUUCCCAGAAGAGAAAUGA